AUGCGAUCCUCGGCAUCCUAUGACUCUCGCUACCUUAUCAGCCCUACGCGCAAGCCCACACGUCCGGCGCGCCGACUGACGAAGCGAAACCUGCACUACUAUACACAACUGGCCAUGUCAUUCCGUGACGGCCAACGACGAUACGGCCAUGUGCCUCCGGUGCAGUAUCCUGUGGCUGGGCAAGCGCAGGAUAGGGAUGAUCAGACGGGCCUAGGACUCGGUCGACGCCCGAGCUUCAAUAGCGGAGACGAUAGAGCUCAUCACGCCCCGUUGCAAACCAGUGCUCCCACAUAUGAUGGUGCAGGCUAUGGACCGGCGGGAGGUGACGAGCUUUUCCUAGCCAGCCCCAGCUCUACGGCUUCGAGCACCAGGCCGCCAACCCGCGGCUCCACGAGUGCUGCCUUGUCUGGGUUCCAACACCAGUACCAAGACCCAGCCGCCUCGACGCCCCAGCAAACGAGUUACAAUCCUCAGAGCUUUGCUCAGCCAACCUCUCCUAUCUUUGCGAGAACACAGUCGACAAGCCUGCCGUACCGCCAAUCGCAACCAUCGCCUCAAUACCCAACGCAUCGAACUUCAUUUGCCCCGUCACCAACCAACUAUACCCCCCAAGCGUACAACCCGGCCGCUUACGCCAGUGCGACCUCCCCUCAACGGCAACCUACAUAUCAUGGGUACAACAACUACAAUCCACAGGAGCAGGCCUACGCCGGAGCCCCGGGCCCCUCCCACACGUCGCCAACGUCGGGGCAUGGCCAGUCUCCCUCCUUCGCCCACCCAGCGUCUUUUCCGCAUCCUGAACACGGACACCCGACCAAUGCGCCGCUCCCGAGGCGCCCUAUGGACACAGACCCGGGCUGGGACCGAGGGCCUGCCCAAAACAGCAGCUAUGACCAAGAUCAAGAGCAACUCAUGCACGACAUUGAGGUGGAACUAGGUGCUAUUGGUCCCAGAGGAGGCUCGAGGGGCUCAAGACCACCCUCACGACCCGCUAAUGGCUCGCACGAGGCACAGUUUUCCGAUGAUGGCAGCGAGCAUCUACGGCGGUACAACUCCUCCGCGACCACAUUGGCGCACUCCGCGAGCAUGGCUUCGACACGACGCCCGUAUGCGAACUCGGCAUUUGACGAGGACGACGAUGAUCCCGAGGGAACUGCCGGCGUCAUAGCUAUGCAGCAGGCUGAGCUUGACGAUCGACGCUUCAGUGGAGCAACUUUCACCUAUAAUAACGACUCUACUCCUCCAGCAAUGCCUUCAUCUGCAUCGACUCCUCUGCCCCCUCCCCCCGAAGAACAGGAUCGAAGCAGUAGCGGCGGGAGCGAGGUGGGCGGUGGCAUGGUGGAUUUGGGCAUGCUGAGCGGUGGAUACGCGGGCAAUCUCACGUACGGAGAUGUGGGAUCACCCCCGUCGGACACGAACAGCAGCCGCCCUUUGCCUUCACCGAACUAUUUCGAUAACCAAUACGACAGCCGCAAACCAGAGCCUAACUACAGUGGCGCUAUUAUGGACUAUGGGGGGACAGGUGGACUCCAGUCGCCGAGAGAGCCCCGGCUCAGCUUUGACGAGGGUGAUGAGCGGGUGUCUCUUCAUUCAAAACAAAGCGGUGACUCGGGCGGGCCGGAAGAGUAUCAAGACCUCUUCUACCACCCUGGCUUGUCUAACCGACCCUUGCCCAUAGUUCCGCGUCGCGGCGCCGGAUCUGACAGUAGCUCCAUGCUCUCAGUCAAUACCAACAAUCGCGGACAUUUGCAGCACACAUACUCUACAAGCGCCGACUUGCGGUACCAUUCUCAUGACAAUCCCGAGGCCUUGUACGACACCACGACACCGGGCUCGUUGCAGCCAGAGCGAUCCAUUUCUCUCGUGGGCCACAGCAACACGCCGCAGGUCUACACACCCGCUAGAUCUAGGACAGACGCUGCCGAGGAACGCAGGAAGUUCAAUCGCCAUCAGCACAUUGCGCCCAACACAGGGCCGCCCUCCAUCGAUUAUGAUGCUGGUAGUGUUGGCGCAUUUGAUGGCAUUACUCUGCCCACUGGCCGCAAGCGGCGGUUCGUGCCCUCGAAGCUGAGCUCUGGAGACUUCCGACGAUGUUCGGAGCCAUGGGCGCUCAGCAAUGUCGAGGCCUGGAUCCGGGACAUGGCCGACGGGGAGGUGGACUUGAGGAGGAAAGCCGUGGAAGAAGGCUUGGUACUUCUCUUCACCUUCAAAAUUCCUACAAUGAACGUCGCCGAUGCAGAAGUUCUGAGCAGUCGCAUCGUGUCUCUCAUGCUCGAUGCUCAACUUCUCCUACCCGAGGAGGAAUGGGUCAAGUUUGGCGACGGACACAUCUCUGGAGUCUUGUGGCAACUCACAGGGUCAGGCUGCUACGCCCCGAGGCUACACGAGCUCGAUAUACCCGGACGCUGUUAUUCUACCCACUGUACCAGGACCGUCAAAAAGAUUGACCUAGACGAACUUGAUCCCGAGCAGAGCAGAGGCCAAGAGUGGCACGUUUUCUAUGGCCUCACGAAAGAGGACAUUGAGAGCAGGGACAAGAAAGAAGUCGAACGUCAAAACGUUCUGCAUGAGAUUGUGACGGGAGAAGAGAAUUACAUCAAGCAGCUCGAAUUCUUCCGUCUCGAGUAUCGAGACGACAUGCGUACCAGGAGACCACCACUCAUUCCGCCCGAGCGACAAGAGAAAUUCUUCAAUUCAAUCUUUGGCAAGUUGGAAUCGGUACUCACUAUCAACAAGGACAACCUUCUGGCGCAACUCAAGUAUCGCCAACAAAGCCAAGGCCCUUGGAUCGUGGGGUUCAGUGAUAUCCUGCGUGAGUGGAUUCGGAAGGCCCGCACCCACUAUGUCGAAUACGCCUUUGGCUAUCCCCGUGCUGAAUACAUGAUUCGCAACGAAAGGGACAGGAACCUCACUUUCAGAAAGUUCACCGAUGACAAGGUGAAACUCAAGUCUUCUGGCAAGCACGACUGGGCUCACUUUUUGAUCGCGCCGAUCACGCGACUUCAGCGUUACGUGCUCCUUCUGGAGAGUGUCGACAAACUGAUGAAAACCGAGAGCGAGGAGAAGACCAACCUACGAAAAGCCAUGGCCGAAAUCAAGGCCGUUGCGCUGGAAUGUGAUGCCAAGGUUGACGAGACCAACAAGCGGGUAGAAAUGAUGCAGUUGGACCGGAUGCUAGUUCUCAGGCCAUCCUUUGAGACGUCCCUCAACCUCGAUCAUUUAGGCCGUCAAUUGCUAAUGCAGGGAGAGCUUACGCGGCUGGGCUCCAAAGGUGUACGCUGGGUAGAUAUGCAUGCGUUACUGUUUGAUCAUUGCUUGAUCCUGGCCAAGACAGUCUAUACGCACACCAAAGAAAAGAAGUACGAUGUUUCGAAAGAGCCAAUCUUCAUGCCCCUGCUCUUUCUGGAGAGUGUGAACGACGAGCCCAUCCAGAGACAAAAGGGUAUCACGACACCCUUGGGCCGGACGACCACGUCAUCUGCAUCAGGCAAUCAGAUGACGAAGGUGGCUACGAACAACAGUGGCAAGCCCGUACUUGAGCAUGCUAGCACCAGCUCAUCUCUAGGCACAUUGGCGCCAGCUGGAUCUGGCGAUGGCGAUGGCCGCAUCCUGUAUCCCUUCAGACUCAAGCACUUAGGACAUGAAGUGUAUGUGCUGUAUGCUUCAUCGGCAAGAGAUCGGAUGGAGUGGUGCCAGAAGCUCAUCGAAGCCAAGACGAACCAUGCAAAGGCCCUCCAUGAGCAGAACGCAGAGCCCUUCCGUUUGCGUGUUUUGGCCGAUGCCGCCUUCAACUACGAGAGCUCGCUUCUUGCCCGGACACCCCCUGUGGCCGUCAAGGGUACACCACUAGACCGCGCCAUCCAAGAUCUUGAGGGUGUGCUUGGCUCAGCGCAAGGCAUAGCGCCCGUUUGUCGGGCGCAAGUCAACUGCGCUACUGGCUUCUCGGCAUUCGGCAAACCCGUGAUUGCCAUUGGAACAGACUUUGGUGUUUACAUUUCCGACCCGUCUAACCCUCGUGGGUGGGUUAGAACGGUCCAGGCGACCCGCGUUACUCAAAUUGCGGUGCUGGAGGAGUUCCAGGUGUGCCUUCUGAUUUCCGAGCGCUCCCUCAUAUCCUUCCCACUCGAUGUGGUAGCACCAGUGUCAGAAUUCGCGCCUCCAAGCAACGACAGCACUCGCCGAGCGCCGCAGAGACUGGCAAAGGAUGUCACGUACUUUGCCACUGGACGAAUGAAGGACCGCACGCUGGUAUUCUACAAGAAGAAAGAGGGCCUCCACACAACGUUCAAAGUUCUGGAGCCCAUCUACCACAAGGCCACGGAGAAGAAGCGCUUCUUCGGCGGGCGUAAGGGCGGCCUUGGCAGCACGGAAACCUUCCGAGACUUUGACGACUUCUUUUUCCCGACCGAAUGCUACUCGCUGAGCUUGUUCCAGACAUAUAUUGCUGUGGCAACGUCCAAGGGCAUUGAGAUGCUGACGCUGGAUAAGAAACAGCCCAUGUCGAUUCCAGAUCUCAAGGGCCCAGCCAUUGCGAACAUCGCCAACCGCAUCUCCAAUCAAAGACCUCUGGGUAUGUUCCGGCUGAACGAGAACGAAUUCAUUGUCACAUAUGAAGACUGCGCUGCAUACGUCGAUAAGCACGGCGAGAUCAGUCGCACCCUGAUUAUGGAAUAUGCGGGUAAACAGAAAAAGGCCCGCGGUGCAACCAUGUAUGGCCAAUACCUCCUACUCUUCAACGAGGAUUAUGUCGAGGUCCGCAAUGCGGAGAAUGGCAGAUUGCGCCAGAUUAUUGCCGGCAAGGAUGUACGCGUUCUGGACUACGGUAUCAGAGGGCCAACGGGCAACAGCGCUGCCGCCGCCAGCCACACGCAGGGGCGCAAUGGACACUUGCCCAACGUGGGCGAUGCGUCCAAGGGCACGGUCAAGAUUGCCAUGUGCCACCCCGAAUUGCCAGGCAGGCAAAUUGUGCUGGAGAUGCUCCUGAAUGAGGGGCACACUGAUUCAUGA
Emericellopsis cladophorae is the source of this 5007-nucleotide messenger RNA. Its product is annotated as Rho1 guanine nucleotide exchange factor-like protein. Lineage: Eukaryota; Fungi; Ascomycota; Sordariomycetes; Hypocreales; Bionectriaceae. The transcript has 6 exons. The record is from RefSeq and is a predicted model, not a curated record. The coding region runs from base 1 to 5007 and encodes 1668 amino acids. Gene Ontology annotation, molecular function: guanyl-nucleotide exchange factor activity.